AUGAGGCUGCGCGUGCACAAGCGCAAAGUGGUGGCGCUGCUGCUGGGCCUGGGGGCGGCCGCGUGCGCCCUGGCGCUUUGGGGAGGCGGCGGCGGCGGCGAGAGCGCGGCGGCGGCGGCGGAGGAGGCCGGGGAUGCAGCAGGAGCGGCGGCGGCGGCGACGAGCAUGGUGCUGAGCGCCCGGCCUUCCAGCGGCGGCGGCGGCAACGCGUCGGGGAGCGCGGCGUGGUGGGCGAACGAGACGGCGGCGCUGCGCUCGCUGGUGUUCCGCGCCAACUUCGACCAGGCGGCGCGCCAGGGGGAGCUGUGGACGGCGGGGCCGCCGCUGGGGCCGGGCGAGGCGGCGCUGGCGCUGGUGGUGCAGGUGCACGAGCGUCCCGAGCACCUGCGCCUGCUGCUGGCCUCGCUGCGGAGGGCGCCGGGCGCCGGCAAGGUGCUGCUGGUGCUCAGCCACGACGUGUGGUCGGCCGAGCUGAACGCGCUGGCGGCCGCCGUGGACUUCUGCGCCGUGCUGCAGGUCUUCUUCCCCUUCAGCCGCCAGCUCUACCCGGCCGAGUUCCCGGGCAGCGACCCCCGCGACUGCCCGCGGGAUCUGGGCCGGGCGGCGGCGCUGCGCCGGGGCUGCCUCAACGCCCGCUACCCGGACGCCUUCGGCCACUACCGCGAGGCCGCCUUCGCGCAGACCAAGCACCACUGGUGGUGGAAGCUCCACUUCGUCUGGGAGCGGGUGCGGAUCCUGCGCCAACGCCCGCCCGCCCUGGUGCUCUUCCUGGAGGAGGACCACUACUUAGCGCCCGACUUCUACGCCGCCCUGCAGGCCCUCUGGGCCCUCCGCCAGAGGGAGUGCCCCGAUUGCCAGGUCCUCUCGCUGGGCUCCUACGCCGCCGUGCGCGGGGGGUUCGGGGCCCGCGCGGAUAAGGCCGAGCUCAAGACCUGGAAAUCGACCGAGCACAACAUGGGCAUGGCCUUCGCGCGCGAAACCUACGAGCAGCUGCUGGCCUGCGCCGACGCCUUCUGCACCUACGACGACUACAACUGGGACUGGACCCUCCAGCACCUCACCGCCCACUGCCUGCCCCGCUUCUGGAAGGUCCUCGUGCCCGAGAUCCCGCGCGUCUUCCACACCGGCGACUGCGGCAUGCACCACCGCCAACAGGCUUGCCGCCCCGCCGCCCAGGCCGCCAAGGUCGACGCCCUCCUCGACGCCAACCGCCAGCACCUCUUCCCCGCCGCCAUGAGCCUCAGCAAGCGCCACGCCCUCGCCCCCAUCAGCCCCCACGUCAAGAACGGCGGCUGGGGCGACAUCCGCGACCACGAGCUCUGCAAGAGCUACCGGCGCCUCCAGUAGGGGAGGGAGGCGCUCCCGGGACCGCCCUGUUGGGGAUUCCCGGGGAGGAGGUGAAAACCUGGGAGAUUCUUGCAGAGGACGUGAGACCCGGGAGAUUCUUGGGGAGGACGUGAGACUGGGAGAUUCUUGGGGAGGACGUGAGACCCGGCAGAUUCUUGCAGAGGACGUGAGACCAGGGGAUUCUUGGGGAGGACGUGAGACCCAGACCAAGGAGGAAGAGGGGACAGGUGCUGGACUCUCCAGCGAAAGAACGGGGGUUUCAACUAAGCCUUUAAAAAAAACACAUACACAAAAGUGCUUCUGAUACUUUCAAACGCCCCCCUUUAAAAAAAAAAGAUUCAUUUAAAAAAAAAAGUGAGGCUUUUGACAAAGGAAAGAUGUGGCAGAUGUCCAAAGAUGACUGAGCCCCCCCCCCAAAAAGAAACCUUCAGUUUUCAAAGGACAGUCUUCGAUUGGCCUAAUUUUGCUUCCGUUGAUCCGACUUUUAACAGAUCGGAACCCUCCAAAUCAUUCAGUAUUGUACAGGCUUGCUUGGGAUUUGGUACCUUAAUAUCUGCCAGAAAAGGCAUUCUAUUUUAUUUGCUAUGUGCUUAUAUGGGGGGGGAAAAAGGAAAAUCCAUUUGUUUUCACUUUAAUGUAGAAAUAUGCAAUUUUGUUUUCAUUUCUGCCAAAAUAAAUCCAUGGGUUUUUUGUUUUUUUUUGUAAUACAGUCUUUUAAUGGGCUUGGGGAGAAAAAGCUAUCUUAUUUUAAUUACAAAUUAAAAGAAGAGGUUUAAGAGAAA
Heteronotia binoei (common prickly gecko) is the source of this 2129-nucleotide messenger RNA. It is a transcript of the gene MGAT2, whose product is annotated as alpha-1,6-mannosyl-glycoprotein 2-beta-N-acetylglucosaminyltransferase. Bases 1 to 1347 code for a protein of 448 amino acids. Lineage: Eukaryota; Metazoa; Chordata; Lepidosauria; Squamata; Gekkonidae. The transcript has a single exon. The record is from RefSeq and is a predicted model, not a curated record. Gene Ontology annotation, molecular function: alpha-1,6-mannosylglycoprotein 2-beta-N-acetylglucosaminyltransferase activity. Gene Ontology annotation, biological process: oligosaccharide biosynthetic process; protein N-linked glycosylation. Gene Ontology annotation, cellular component: Golgi membrane; Golgi stack.